Messenger RNA from Ceraceosorus bombacis, 273 nucleotides. Lineage: Eukaryota; Fungi; Basidiomycota; Exobasidiomycetes; Ceraceosorales; Ceraceosoraceae. The record is from the annotation of a GenBank genome assembly.
AUGUCCGCAUCUGAAGCGCGCGACAUUCAACAGGCCGCGCCCGAUGAUGGUGGCAUUGGUCAAGACCUUCCUCAACCAGACACUCAUGCAGCGAGCGACGUGAAGGGCAAAGGAAAAGGCAAGGCUGCAGAGGUGGUCGGUGAGUGUGCAGCGUUCGUAUUGUAGGGCUUGAACGCUUGAACGCAAGGGCCGUCACGAAUCAUCGCGCAUUGUGGCGUGCGUGAAGCUUUUGAGUCAAAGUUUGGGCGUGCAGUUCGAGUACGCUGUCAUUAA